GCAGGUCUCGGAGAGCAAGACCGGCGUUUCCUUCGUGCCCUUCGGCUGCAUCCCGGCGCCGCGGCCGGUGCCGAGCGGCAAGCUGCGCCUCCGUGUGAGGACGGCCUGCUGCAGUGUCGAGGUGAAGGGCGACAUCUUUGUCGGCAACAGCUGCGUCGCGGCGCCGGCGGUGAAGACGGUGCGGUUUGGGCAGCACACGCUCAGCGCGCCGGCGCUGGGCGCGCGCAACGCGCAGAUCUGCCUGGCCAAAGGCGAUCGCCAUGCAGAGGAUGAAGGUGGGAGAAGAAGAUGUGAGCCCAUUGCUCGGUGAGCUUGCGGUUCCAGGUCGCUUCUUCUUCUUUAUGCAGGACGCGCCGGAAAAGAAUAGCGUAAUGAUGACGUGCAAGCUGAAGGACAUCCCAGAGGAUGCCCGGGACUUCCGCGGCAAGGUCUGCUUCGAGCCCCAGGCAGACGCGCCAGACGCGCCAGAGGCGCCCAGAGAGGUUUACAUCCGGUCUCGCUUUGAGCCGCUGGUGCUGCCGCAGGGCCCGUGCCAGGGCCUUUUGCAGCGAAUGCGUCUGGAAGGCUUCGGACAGAUCCUGCAGUUUCGCAAGCAGUUCCACGAGUGGAUGGAGCUGGAGGGCGAAGAGGACACCUGCAAGGUGUCGCUCCUACUGGGCGGUGUGCCCAUGUGCCUGGGCCACUUUGAGACCAAAGUUGCCGAGCUGGAGACGAGAGGUCGGCCGAAGGAGGCAAAGCUCCGCAAGGGCCUGCGCCAACGCAGCGAAGGCCGCGUUCCUCGGCCCUUCCGCUGCCGGCCCAAAGAGGCCGGCGCCUUCCGUGGCACUUGGCCCUUCUGAAGGAGCGAACCAACUCGCUGGCGGAGCGAACUUGUGCUUCCAGUGGCGCCUAUGCCAAUGCCAAUGUGCCGAAUGUACCCCGGCGGGCGACCAGCAAAGCUCUCUGAGCAUCCGAGGGGUU
Messenger RNA from Effrenium voratum, 960 nucleotides. Lineage: Eukaryota; Dinophyceae; Suessiales; Symbiodiniaceae. The record is from the annotation of a GenBank genome assembly.